CACAAAAAACAAUAACACAUUAUUUCCUUUCUUCUUCUUUUCUAACUAUUCUACUAAGUCUUUCAAGUUUCAACCGGCAAAGCCAUGAGGUUCCUAAAAGCAAUCAUCAUCAUAGCAAUAACAUUGGCUUUGUCCCUCACAAUCACAAUGAAAACCAUCAAGCAUAACGAAUCGAAACCGGCAUCGAUUCAUCUAGAAAAGCAACCACUAAUCCUCCAUGAGAAAAACAAGUUUCUUCCUUCAAAGAGGGUAAGUCGUCUCCUAGCUCAAAACCCUAAUGCACCUAUUCAUUGUCACAAGCAAGAUGAGAUUUGCUACUUAUAUGGCGCCAAGAACGCUACAUGUUGCAACAAUAAAUGCAUUGAUUUGGCAUAUGAUAAGCAUAAUUGUGGUGCAUGCAAGAAGCAUUGCAAGUACACUCAAACAUGUUGUAGAGGACAAUGUGUUGAUACAAACUAUGAUAAGAGGCAUUGUGGAGAGUGCAAUAAUCGGUGUGAAAUUGGUCAGUAUUGUGUCUAUGGAAUGUGCGAUUAUGCAUAAGAUAUUAUUUAUUGAGUCUCCAAUAUAGGGUCUCAUAUUUUAUUUUCCAAUAUAGGGUCUCAUAUUUUAUUUUAUUUUUGAAAAGGCAUAGGGUCUUAUGGUAUACUAUACGAGGCUUGUCAUGAUUUUAUUAAAAAUAUAUCAAUAAAAAAACCGCAUUUGUGGUGGU
Medicago truncatula (barrel medic) is the source of this 709-nucleotide messenger RNA. Its product is annotated as stigma-specific STIG1-like protein 3. Bases 85 to 540 code for a protein of 151 amino acids. Lineage: Eukaryota; Viridiplantae; Streptophyta; Magnoliopsida; Fabales; Fabaceae. The record is from RefSeq and is a predicted model, not a curated record. The transcript has a single exon.